This is a messenger RNA of Fonsecaea pedrosoi CBS 271.37, 1857 nucleotides long. RefSeq lists its product as uncharacterized. The transcript has 2 exons. The record is from RefSeq and is a predicted model, not a curated record. Lineage: Eukaryota; Fungi; Ascomycota; Eurotiomycetes; Chaetothyriales; Herpotrichiellaceae. Bases 1 to 1857 code for a protein of 618 amino acids.
AUGAAUGGCCGAGCAAGUGAUCCGCUCCCACCCAGUCCUGAGGAGUCCUCCGCUGUCCUCCACGCCUCCCGACGCCAAUGGACCUCACUCCUCAUCCGUGCCCUUUCCGCUCAAAGCUUUCCUUCGUCUUGCCUCAAUCUCAGCAGCCUCCUCCACCAAACACCAGCUCUCCCAAGCCGCGCAAAAAUCGAAGAGCUAGUCAGUGACACCUCAACAUAUCUCGAGGGAUUCUCGGUCUGGGGCCUUGACGCGCCUCUGUGUGAUCUCGGCGGAAAUAUCAAGAAAUCAGCACUGCAGAAAAUCAUUAUCGGAUCUGUUCGCCCAACCUUUUGCCACUUCUCAAACGAAUUACCUUCGGAGUGGUCGGGCAUUGAGGGAUGUCAUUGCACUAGCGGGAACGGAAACUACUUGUUCGCCUUUGUUUUGGGCUGGGCUUACGUGCUUUCCGCACGGCUGAUCGAGCUGCGAAAAGAGUCAGAGCAAGACCAUAUCAGCUACACUGAAGAGAAGGCCACAUGCGAUACCACUGCGACUCUGAGCAAUAGCGACAGUGGAGUCUUCAUAUCUAUUGGCGAAGCAGAUGUUGGCGAGUGUCGAUGGUGGGCUGCCGUCCUAGCCAAAGGGUGUGGAUGGCGCGCUGCUCUCAAACGUUCUGGUCGAGACUUUUAUCCCAUGUGGUCAUGCCAUCUAGCGAGUGGUUCUCCGCGAAUCCAGAUCCGCCAUGGUCAACUGAGGAGCUCUUCGCCUACGGCUUCCCACCCUCCAGCCUCGGAACAGGCGCAGCACUAUCUCUGCAAAUUCACCAAACUCCAUAACGCACAUGACCAGCUCUUGGCCGCAUUUGUUGCUGCACUGACAAUACCCGAGCAAGGAAGAUUCGGUGCUCCCAUCACCCUUCCUUGGCCAAUUCUACGCACGCAAGCCGUCGGCACACCAGUAGUCCAAACGAUCAUUCACCAUUGCUCAGACUUUUGUCAGGCAAAGAAAACCUACCACAUUUCAUGGCAUACAGCUGUCGUGACUUGCAACCUUGCCGGUGAAUGGCUACUCCCACCUGUGGAAGAAAUUGUUCCAAGUCUGCUGAAGGAGCGGCGAUACGAUGUUAUCGUCCGCAUGAUGGCCCAUCGUCGGCCGAACUCUGCACCACUCUGGCUAGGGUCCACAAUCACCGGCCUACUGCCCAGGUUGUUUGAGAUUGCUGGGAAUUAUCUGCCAACAAUAUCGCUUGAAUCCACUCAAUGGACCCAGUCUCCUCAGUCAUUCAUGGAUCCUCAGUACCACGGGAAGGUGCAGUGUUUGGAGGACAGCGACGGUUGCAAGCUGAUUCGCCGCGCGGAAGAGUUUCGCCUGAUGUACCUAACUGACAUUGAAUCGAGCCAAUAUGGACCACCACCAUUAUGUCCCUGGAAGCCUCUCGGGACAACGGCUCUCAAAAGUGCUACAAUCGAGGUUCAGAGUCACGCUCUUUGUGGACAUCGUUUGACAUACAACCACUGGGUUUGGCAAGGAAAUGGGCACGGGCACGUAAUCGAUGCAGGAAUCACAGUCAAACAAGCCAGAUCCCUGGCACCAGGAUUCAAUCUUCGAAUUUCAUAUUUACUGUAUCGACUCCGACUAAGAACAUGGUCGCACUCAGCGUUUAACAAUGGCAGACCAUCCAUGGCACUAGUUGCAGCUUCUCGUGGUGAGAAUUUGUCUCGGUUGGCUACUCGGAAUUUGUUCAACUGGACAUUGCGGGACGGAACCAAGCCUGAAGAAUCUGCAAUCUGGACCCAUGAAUGGCUCGAGGGCCUGAUCGAUGCUCUGGAUGACGAGGACGACGAGGAUGACACACUGGGACAUGAUACUUUAGAUUGA